UGGAGAUGGUUGUAAGACUCUGAGUAUUAGAGAUGGACUCUUUGACUGUUUCCUCUUCACCGGGAUCUGAACUCAGCACAGAUGAGAUGAAGCUACUUGCGAAACUAGAGGAACAGAACAGGCUGUUAGAGACAGACAGUAAGUCUCUCCACUCUGUAAAUGGACUCCUGCGAAAUGCCACUUCACCCAAAACCUUCUUUUUGGAGGAGAACAUAUGGGAGCAUGUCAUUAAUGAAUGGGAAGACUGGAGCAAGAGAAAAGUGGGGCAGAUCAAGGUGUUGACCAGAAGGGGUGUCCCGGCUCAGCUGCGGGCUGUGGUUUGGCAGCUGCUGUGUGACUCUGGGAAUGUGUCGGUGCGUCUGCAGUACUCAGAUCUGCUGCAGAGCUCCUCUACCUCUGAAACACUGAUACACAGAGACCUGGUGCGAAUCUUCGCACAACACCAUCUCUUCCACAACCACCAGAGCAUCUGCCAGGAGACACUGUUCAAUGUGCUGAAGGCCUACUCAGUCUUGGACCAAGAAAUUGGAUACUGCAAGGGAAGUGUGUUUAUUGUAGGCCUGUUGCUCACACAGAUGGCUGAAGAGGAGGCCUUCUGUGUUUUUGUGAGGCUGAUGAAGGACUUCAGAAUGAGGGAGCUCUAUAAAUCCAGCAGAGAUGAGCUCGGCUGCUGCAUUUACCAGUUUGACUCUAUGAUUAAGGAGCAACUUCCUGAGCUUCAUUCCCACUUCCAGACUCAAGGUUUCCAGACCUCUGUGUUCUCCUCAUCCUGGUUUUACAGCGUCUUCCUCUCAUCUCUGCCGAUCCCAGCUGCCAUGCGGAUUUUUGAUAUCUUUAUGUGCGAGGGUUUGGAGAUCGUUUUCCGUGUCGGUUUGGCUGUACUUCACAUGAAGCAGACAGAACUCAUCAAGCUUGAUAACGAGGGGAUGAUGAACUGCUUGCAGAAUCUAGAAUCAUGGGAAUCAAAUCCGGAUUUGAUGAUCGAAGCAGCAUAUCAAGUGAAAUACAAUGGCAGCCAAAUGAAACAAUUUAGAAAAGAUUAUGAAGCUAUCAAGGCCAAAGAGCUGGAGGAGCAGGAGGAAUUAAAUGGACUUUGCUCUGAGAAUAAACAUUUAAAGCAUAGACUUGCAAUACUGGAGAGGAGGUGCUCUGAGAAACUGGUGUCGCAGCUGAGGAAAGAGCUGGAGAAAACUCAGCUGAACAUUGCCAGCUCACAAAAUGCUUUAAAGGAGAUGCAGGCAAACAUCCCGCAGUUGGAAGAGAUCAGCGCUGCACCUGAUGAGGACAGUGUGAUGUACCUGCAGACGGAGCUAAUCAGCUGUAGACUGAAGGAAGCAGAGGCACUUACUGAACUGAAACAGCUCAAAAAUCACAUAAAAAACAUGGACGAGAAAUUGCAGCAGGUGCAGUGUGGAGGUCAACAAAGGGUCAGCAGCGCACAAAACGACCUGCAGGUGGAGCUGCUGAGCACCAGACUGAAGGAAACACUCACCCAGGCCACACUAAAGGAGAGCCGUCAUGCACUGAUGCAGCUGCAGACACAGAAUGAAAUUCAGAGAAACCAGCUCAAGCGAACUGAAGCGCAUGUGAGCAGCCAGCGAGAUCGUCUACAGGAACUGACAUCACACAACCAAGAUCUGCACAGCCAAUUACAGCAGAUCAGAUGCCACUUUUUAGCUGUUCAAAACAAGCGGAAAGAAAAUGAAGAUGGAGAUGCAGGGAACAUGAUCAGAUGUCUUCAAAAGCAGAUCUCUGAGUUACGAAGUCAAAUUCAGACUUUCUCCAAGUGCGCUCCGUCAUCUUGUCAACCCUCCACAUCCGCCUCUCUGGAGCACAAGGACACCUAAAAAUUGCCCUUGCGCCCUGCCGUCCCGUCACUCUGGCUCCAAUCGCACACUGAGCUCGACCCACAUGCUGCAGCAUCCACUGAUUCACACUCGAACACACUGCAACACAUCGAGUGUCAUGAGCACACACACACACUGUCAGUUUUGACACUUCAAUGUGACAAGAUUUUCUCUUUCUUAGAUCUUAGAUUCUUAAAAUGUCAAGUACUCUGCAAAGAGCAACUGCUGUUAUUUAUGGACUGUCAGCCACGAUUAUUGUACUCCUGGAAGCUGAAGAUGCAGCUGACUGAACAACAGAGAUCACAGCAGAAUGA
This is a messenger RNA of Danio aesculapii, 2161 nucleotides long. It is a transcript of the gene evi5a, whose product is annotated as ecotropic viral integration site 5a. The record is from RefSeq and is a predicted model, not a curated record. The transcript is spliced from 16 exons. NCBI's taxonomy places the organism in Eukaryota, Metazoa, Chordata, Actinopteri, Cypriniformes, Danionidae. Bases 33 to 1847 code for a protein of 604 amino acids.